Molecule: messenger RNA, 1360 nt
Organism: Camelus dromedarius (Arabian camel)
Lineage: Eukaryota; Metazoa; Chordata; Mammalia; Artiodactyla; Camelidae
Gene: PHYH
Product: phytanoyl-CoA 2-hydroxylase
Exons: 9
Coding region: 82-1101 (339 amino acids)
Biological process (GO): fatty acid alpha-oxidation
Molecular function (GO): phytanoyl-CoA dioxygenase activity
Source: RefSeq, a predicted model, not a curated record
GACCUCCCCGCCCCCGGAGGCGGGGCCGCUCGCAGAGUCUACUGGGGCCGAGGCCUGGCCGCUGGUGUCCCCGCGGAGGCCAUGGACAAAGAUCGCGCCUCUGCCCGCCUGCGCAUCUUGCUGCGACACCUCGGCGGCCGCUCGGCCGGGGCCGUCAUAGCUCAACCCACCUCAGAGGGUGUUUCUCCUGCCAGUUUCCAUCCUCAACAAUUCCAGUAUACUCUGGAUAAUAAUGUUCUAAGCCUAGAACAGAGAAAAUUUUAUGAAGAAAAUGGGUUUCUUGUCAUUAAAAACUUGGUAUCCGACGCUGAUAUUCAACGCUUUAGGCGUGAGUUUGAAAGAAUCUGCAGAAAUGAGGUGAAACCACUGGGACUGACGGUGAUGAGGGACACGACCAUUACAAAGUCAGAGUAUGCGCCGAGUGAGAGAACGAUCACCAAGGUCCAGGAUUUCCAAGAAGAUGAGGAGCUCUUCAGAUACUGCACCCUGCCUGAGAUCCUGAAAUAUGUGGAGUGCUUCACUGGACCCAAUAUUAUGGCCAUGCAUACGAUGCUGAUAAACAAGCCUCCAGAUACUGGCAGGAAGACAUCCCGGCAUCCCUUGCACCAGGACCUGCACUAUUUCCCUUUCCGGCCCAGCAGCAGCAUCGUCUGUGCUUGGACGGCCAUGGAGCACAUUGACCGGAGCAACGGCUGUCUGGUGGUGCUCCCAGGCACACACAAGGGCACCCUGAAGCCACACGAUUAUCCGCAGUGGGAGGGAGGAGUGAACAUCAUGUUCCAUGGGAUCCAGGACUAUGACAAAGACAAUGCCCGGGUGCACGUCAUAAUGGAGAAGGGAGACACCGUUUUCUUUCAUCCUUUGCUCAUCCAUGGAUCCGGUCGCAACAAAAGUCAAGGAUUCCGGAAGGCAAUUUCCUGCCACUUUGCAGGUGCUAACUGCCACUAUAUCGAUGUGAAGGGCACCAGUCAAGAAAAUAUUGAAAAGGAAGUUUUAGAGGUAGCCAGGAAACGCCAUGGAUUGAACGAUGCCAGCCUGAGCCUGAAGGAUGUCUGGAUGCUGCGAGCACGCCUUGUGAAGGGACAAAGAGUCAACCUUUGAAAAAGCCUUUGCGUGAACUCUUAAAGAAAACCAAGACGGAACAAGGUGUCCAAGGAAGAUGUUUUCUCAACGAGAUAAUGUAAUCUUUGUCCACUUACUAACAAAAUCAAAGUGCAUGGAUCAGGGUACUUAAUUGCAGACGGGCAAUUUUGCAGUAUGGUGGUGGAGUGGCUUUGAUGGAUGUAAAAACAGUAAAAAUGAAAUAUUACCGUUUUAGGAAAACUUGGGGUUGCAGCUAAUAAAAGUGAUUGAUGUAUGA